GUGAGUGUCGGGUGCAGUUGGCUCGCGCGCAGGCCAGCUUCAUAAUCCGUUUUUAUAAGACUGUUCUUACGUAGCUCUCGGUGCUUUCGAGGAUUGUAACAUUGCUUUCAAAAAGCCACGGAACUGGGCUUGAGAAAUUUGUUUUUUUUUUCUCCAAUGAAGUUUGAGGAGACCGGGAUCGUCACUAGUAGCAUCACCGCCCGAUAUUUGGCUCCUGAUCAAUCUAUGAAAUAUUAGAGAUAAUGCCAGCAAGAAGCUACUGUGAACCCCACCAGAUAACAACAAUAGUGCUGCUCUUAUAAAAAAAAAAAAAAAAAAAAAAAAAAAAAUCAGUGGCAAAGAAAAACAAAACAAAAUCAAAACAAGACAUACUGUGCCUCAAAUAUCUUUCGCAAAGUCUUAUAUAAAGUGUGUCUCAGAAACCAAGCAUAACUGAAAGCACCUGUGGCAUUUAAGAGCAGUAUCUUCGCAGAAAAAAACAAACAUGGCAAUUAGUGUCGUGAUUCCUUUGCUGAUUCCACUGGAGGAGAACCUUUAUAAUGCGACAAGACUCCUUUCGGGAUCAGGGAACUCGCCGCUCCAGUUCUCGGAAUCGCGUUACUGCGUGUCCAUCGCGGAGGACACGCCCACCUCGGUCUCGGUCGCUGUUGUCUCCGCUACACACAGGCUGGGAGAGGUGGUCCGGUACAGCAUCACAGGAGGGAACGAUGAAGGCUUGUUCACCAUCGAACCACACUCGGGCCUCCUCACCCUGGCGGCGCCGCUCGACCACGAACUGCGCCAGAAGCACGAGCUACAAGUGGCGGCGGAGGCAGGUGGCCAGGUGAUGCACGUAAUUGUAGAGGUACAGGUGUUCGACGUGAACGACAACGUGCCGUACUUUGUCAAGCCCCAGCCGAGGGUCACCGUUAUUGAGGAGGAUGACCGGGACCUUCCCAUGACACUUACGAAGGUCGAAGCCUGGGACGCAGACCAGCAGGACAGAGGGACCCUCCUUUACACGCUGAGAGGUGAUGGCGUGGAUGGCCUCGAUCACGACAAAGCCUACUUCAAGGUGCACCCACACACUGGCGAUCUUAUCCAGCUCAGGGCGCUGGACCGCGACCCCCCUCGCGGCAAGGGCGUGUGGAAGCUCCGCGUGCAGGUCCGCGACGGGCAGGCCAGCUGGAGGCGGGGACGGACGGGAGGCCCGGAAGGAAAGGUCCGCGCCGGGGGGAGUCGCCGCCAGGAGGCCGGACACCUGGGGGGAAUGAGCCUCUUUGGCUCGGGGGGGCAUCAUAGGCGACACCAUUUUCUUCUUAGAUACCCGAGGACUCCCAUAGGGAACGAGGACGAGGAAAAGGAGACCGCCGGAGAAGGAGACGGCGAGAAGGAGGCAGAAGGCGCAGACGAGGAGAGCCGCGAGGGUGACGAAGCAGAUGGCGCAAAGAGGGAAUCACGGAAGACACGUCAGUAUGAGUCGGUUGAAAAUAAUCGUCCGUUUCAAGUAGAGACAAAUGUUGCAAGAAACAGCGCGAACGAAUCCGAUGGAAAUGAAGCGCAACGCACAGGAGAGAAAGAAAACGGGAAGGACAGAGGCACAGCGAGAAUAAAUCUGGAAGGAGAUUUCGAAGACAAAGGUAGGAAGACUUAUUAUUCAGGUGAAAUCUCCGAAAAUGACAGCAAAUGCAAUCACUGGUGUAAAGGAAAAGAGGCAAAUUCAGGUGAAAAUAACGAGGCAACGGCGUCUAAAGAAGACAUGAACGUUGUCAGUUACCUAAAUCUCGUGAAAAGUGAGAACAGUGAGGAAAUGAGGCAAGGAAGGCCGGGCGACUGUGGCGAGGAGACGGCGUCUUCGAAGGGCGAGAGCGCCGGGGGGCCCGAGCACUUGGCCGAGUCGAUAGAGCGGAGCGAAGGGCGAAGGGUAGACACAGAGGACGACAAGAGGAACGGGAAAAAGGAAGAGAAAAUUACAAAAAGCGGGGGAAGUGCUGGAGCCGGGGGCGGGGGGGAGGCGGGGGGGGCGGCGCGGCGGCGAGGCCCACCAGCUGUGCCGGUGAGAAAACUCUGUCGUUCGCCACAUGCCGGGGGAAGAUUUGUCGGCGGGGGAGAGGCGCGGGGGGGCGAGAGAGACAAAGAUCAGCCCCCGAGAGAAAGAAAUGGCGACGAGGAGGAACAACAAAGACUAAUGACGGCGAAAGAGAUUAAGAAGGGGAGGGAGAAGAAGGGCAAUACAACCAUCGAGGAAGUUAGUGGCGAAGUCGGCGGCUCUGAGGAGCAGGGACACGCAGGCAAUGCAGCCAGCAGCAGGAUCUCCCGGACAACGCUUCCGAGAGGAGAGAAUGAAUCAAUGGUGCAGAAGCAUACCGUGAAAGACCCGUGGGGCAGCGGGGGUGACGACAGCUGCAGCCCGGACAAAGUUUGUAGAUGUCAAACCAGAGGAUAUUACAGAGGAUGGCGGCAGCGAGAAAGAGGACAGUGCUAUCUCGAGUGGAAGAGAAUUUCUAAGUAAUCUUGGAGAGUUCUCGAAGACGGGGAGAGUGGAUGCAGAAGACAGGUCAUUUCUGCUUUCCCAAGACAAUGCAUUCAUGCUCUCUGAUGAACCAUCCGCUAGGACAUCGCUGACGCCUGCCUCUCCGGGU
Molecule: messenger RNA, 2621 nt
Organism: Penaeus chinensis
Lineage: Eukaryota; Metazoa; Arthropoda; Malacostraca; Decapoda; Penaeidae
Exons: 7
Coding region: 485-2491 (668 amino acids)
Biological process (GO): homophilic cell-cell adhesion
Cellular component (GO): plasma membrane
Molecular function (GO): calcium ion binding
Source: RefSeq, a predicted model, not a curated record